AUGGCGGGAGACGUCGUCAUUCUCUUAAGCGACGACUCCAACUCGGACGGCGCCUUUGUCACGCCGCACCCGCCCACCGCAUCGCCAGCUAACAAUCGGACCAGUGCAGUUGCAUCGUCACAAGAGGCGACGCUUCCGCCGCCACGGCUUAAUCUACCGAAGCUGGCUCCAACGACGGCAGGGCGGAAUGUGGGCGUCCAUGCGGACGUCAUCGAGAUCUUCGAUACCCCGGCGCCGUCCAAGCCAAGCCACCACUCGCCAGCAGCGCGGCUUUCUGCUCGACCUGGCGUCUCAAGUUUCCCCGUGGACGAUUUUCUUACCUCUCCCUUCCCUGGUGCCUUUCCUACACCAAGACUGCCGGCUCUGAGCCGGACUCCGAGCCAACCACCGCUCUCCGCACACAGAAGCCCACCGCAGGAGUCGAUGCGAGAGAAGGCUGCUGGGGCUGCCCUCGAGCGACUCCGAGCCAAUGCUGCCGACAGCGAUGACAGUACCGAGGCUGCGCAGGGCAGACCAGCGAAGCGCAUACGGCUGUCUCCGUGUCUUGGCUCGCCGAGCGUGGCUCCCCGGCGUGCCAUGCCGACCUCGCCUUUGGCCGGGACCACCGACAGCCCACCGCGGCACAACCUGCCUGUCCAGUUUUAUUCACCCGCCGCGGAUCCUAAUGACCGCUUUGUGCACCUCGUUGACGAUCUUGACGAUUGUGACGUCUUUGACGACGCCCUCCCACCAACCGUACGCCCAACUCAAAUCCCGCUGCCGAGUGCACCAAAGGACCAUGCGGCAUGCAUUGACCUGCUGAGUUCUUCUGACUCGGAACGUGAACGGUCUCGGUCAACGACGCGGCCAUCAACGAUCGACUCUGACUUUGUCGACAUUGACGACCUGCUUGCGAACCCGUCGCCCAGAUCACGGCAGCAAUCUCCAAAGCGACAGGAGCCACAACAGCCAGGAGCCGACCUCUGGCAAACCAAUCAGCUCGGAGAAAAGCAAGCCGGACACCAAAGAGAACCCUGCGAUGAAAUCAUUGUGUCUUCCAGUCCAUCUGUCGUUUCGCCCGUUGCAAGGUCUAGGAAGGAUCAUCUUGGCGUACGUCCACCGACACACGCGCAGCCACACCGCGAGAGACAAUUACGAAGAAGCCUUUCAGAGGGCCCGCCGUUGGUCUUUUCCGACGAAGAAGACGACGUGUAUGACAAAGCGACCGCCGAUGCGCUCCUGGCAGAGUGGAGGGAGAGCCGCAAGCUGAUCGAAUCGAAACUGCCAGUAAAAUCACCCUUACAACCCUCAGCUCGACGAACCGCUCGGGCAGUGAAGAGGAGACCCUCGUUUGACGAGACUGUGGCGACAGACCGCCAGAAGAAGAAGCAACUCGACGCCUCUCUUCGGCGUCGAGCGAAGGAAGCCGAGAGGGAGCGUCGACAAAAAGAAAAGGAGGUUGAGAGAGAGCGGCGCAAGAUUGCAGCCGACUUGGCCAAAGAAAAGAAAGCCAAAGAGAAGGCCGAGGCGGCCGCGUUUCACGACGCCAACAAGUCUCGUUUGACCAAGGCCGCGGCCGCACCCGAGAUGGUCGUCCGGCUGCCCUCGACCCUGUCCCAGGCAACCAAGGAGACGACCCAAGAGAAGCUGGCCGCGGUCAAGGCCGCCCACGAAGAGUGGACAAGCCGCCCAGUCGACAACAUUGUGACGUGGCGACGCAAGGUAUCCAACGACUACAAACCGGACCUGGGCCACUGGGUGCCCGUCCCCACGCGUCUCGAGGACGAGAAGCAUGCCCUUGUGGUAUUGCGAGGCGACGAGUUUGUGCGGUUGGUUUUGGCGCGAGACGGCGACCCCGACACCCUGCAUCAGACGGGCGGCCACGACCUCGACAGCCAUGUGGCGGCCGUGAAGACCGCCUUUGCCGGCUACACGAUUGUGUAUCUGAUUGAAGGGCUGAAGGACUGGCGGAGCAGAAACAAGACGAUUCGAAACCGCCAGUUUGUGGCCGCCGUGCGGGGCGAGGCGGGCAGCGGGAGCGGGAGCGGUGCGCAAGCAGCGACCGCGCAGCAGGCAGCACGGCCAUCACAGCGGCUCGGCCGACGGGGCCAGAAGCAAGCACCGCAGCACCUGGACGAGGCGCUCGUGGACGAGGCGCUUUUGGAUCUGCAGAUGGAGCACAGCGGCGGGGCCGACGGCGACGGCAGCGAAGGGCAAGGGCAUGUGCUCGUCCACGAGACGAGUGGUGGCCUGGACACGGCGCAUUGGAUCAAGGUCUUUACGGAGCAGAUUGCGCUUUCGCGCUACCGCCAGCAGCGUGACGACCUGUACGCGGCGGCGGCGGCGUCGUUCUGCAUGGACAGCGGGCAGAUUGCAACGGGCGAAGACGCCGCCGAAUCGUACGUGCUGAUGCUGCAGCAGGUGGCGCGGGUCACGGAGCCGAUCGCCAUGGGCGUGGCCGCGCGCUACGAUACGGUGCCUGAGCUGCUGCGCGGGUUUGCCGACGAAGGACCGCUGGCCCUCGAAGCCUGCUUGCGGAGCCGGAACCGCAACGGCGCACCCUCUGACCGGACUGUCGGGCCGGCGCUGAGCCGGCGUCUCUACAAGGUGUUUACGGGCAGGGAUCCGGAGAGUACGGAUGUGUGA
Messenger RNA from Sporothrix brasiliensis 5110, 2625 nucleotides. RefSeq names its product alpha-mannosyltransferase. The record is from RefSeq and is a predicted model, not a curated record. The coding region runs from base 1 to 2625 and encodes 874 amino acids. Gene Ontology annotation, molecular function: nuclease activity; DNA binding. NCBI's taxonomy places the organism in Eukaryota, Fungi, Ascomycota, Sordariomycetes, Ophiostomatales, Ophiostomataceae. Gene Ontology annotation, biological process: resolution of meiotic recombination intermediates; mitotic intra-S DNA damage checkpoint signaling; double-strand break repair. The transcript has a single exon. Gene Ontology annotation, cellular component: Holliday junction resolvase complex; nucleus.